AUGCCCUCGUUUGGGGCACCUGCUCUAUUUGGGUACCUCGAGGAAGAUGGGUGUGAUGGCCUCGCCCGUGCAAGACAUCAGAUACUCGACGGGCAAGAGCUCUUGAUAGGGAGGGACCACAAGAGCUGCAAUGUCAUUCUGACGGAUCCCACUGUCUCGAAUCAGCAUCUACAGAUAUAUACCAUCGCUUACAGCGAGGAUAAUCAUCAACGUAUCUUCGUCUACGCCAAAGAUCUCUCCACCAAUGGCACCUACUGGUGCUAUGAGCAUGGCAAUCACUGGAAGGAAUCUUUGAUUGGGAGAGGCAGUGCCGUCUUGCUGAGCCACGGGGACAAAGUCCGCCUGUGUAAUGGUUCUUCCUUUGCCUUUCGAUCUCUGUUUACGAAUUUGUUCAGGAUCACAGACCAAAAAAUGGGAUCUGGAGCUUACGGAGAGGUCUGGAUGGCUGUCGACAUUGCGCGCAAUCGUCAAAUGGCUUGUAAGGUAGUUAAGCUGCACAAAUCACCUCAUCAGUGGUCAGGAAGGGUCAGCUUUUCCGAAUCCUGCUGGCGAGAAGUGGAGUUGCUCAAAGACAUAAGCCAUGUGAGGAAGGAAGUCCCAUUGUUGACUCUCGCUCAUGAGAUGUUCAGCCAAACAUCAUACACGUCGAGCGUGUCUUCUUCACUAAGACAAAUCUACCUUAUCACUGGAGGAGACCUUAUGUCUUACAUUGAAAGGCCACAGACCAACAUGAACGAUGCGGAGGCUUGUAUCAUUAUUUAUCAGAUGCUAAAGGCUCUUGAAUACCUCCAUCGACAAGGAAUCUGUCACAGAGAUCUUAAGCCUGAAAACAUUUUGAUGAGCAAGCCGGCGCGGGGGGCUAGGGUGAUUCUAGCAGACUUCGGGCAUUCAACCAAGUUGAGCGGCAGCAAGCAAAUGCGCAGAAGAAGAAUGAAAACCGCCUCCGUGGGUACGGACUAUUAUGUGGCUCCCGAGGUUCGUGGAAAGAACAAGAACACUGAAGGGUACACAAUGGCUACAGACAUAUGGUCCGUAGGCAUCAUAACUACACUACUACUCACUGGGGAGUCCGUCUUCGAAAACUCCAAGAAUGACGCCUCAUCGGCGGCCGUUCUGGACGCUGCAGCAGAAUGCGAUCUAGCGAAAAUGGACUACAACUCACUUUGGCAGACUGUCAACGACCUAGGGAAAGAUUUUGUCAAGAGUCUCCUAACCUUGGAUGAAAAAGCGCGACUCGAAGUAGAACAAGCCUUGAAGCAUGGGUGGUUCACGAACGUAAAGCGUAAGAGAACCAUACAGCAAGAAUAUGAAGACGCGAUCCGAGGAUGGAUGCCGAGUAGACCCUUGCUGGACUAUAAAGAAGACCUGGCUUUGUUCAGAGAAGCUAGCCAACCUACACUAGAUUCGAUCUUAAUGCCUCCGCCGGCCAAGCCAAAUUCGAACAGAAAUCUACAACGAUCGUUGCAUCAAUCGGAAGAUGGGCAUCAGUCGAGUCCGUUUUUCUCGCGAGCAAUUCAGGAUGGUGCUACGAAAAUCGUGGCUCAGGCUGGCAAGAAACGAGAAAUAGAGUCCGAUGACGAGACAAGUACGCCUUCAAUCUUUCCAAAGCAAGCCGUUCCAGCAAACAAGCGACCAAACAAGAAUGGUAGAGAAAAGUAUAACGUCACCGGUCGUAUUGAUCCAAUUAUCAGCCCUGGCACAGUCUCUAGCCAUGUUCACAAGAUUUCUGGCGCCUCAAACAUCGGACCGAGUUCCACCUAUGACUCUCUGCAGUCAUCCAGCUGCACAUCCUGUGAGAUCAAGAAGGACUUGUCCGCCUAUUGGACUCCACUCCUGUACUACGAGCAUGCCAAUGGCUCUUUCGAAGAAGUCCCCAACGGAGGAAUGGCUGUUUACUACCUUGGCCGUGGCGACAACAAGACCAAUAUCCAACCCUUCCCUCCAGGCUUCCGAAUGCUUUCUGGCGACGCUGCCGCUCGUUCCUUCAACGAUACGCCGGUCAGCUCGGUUGAAGGUGCGGAACCAUACGGUAACCGCGUCAGCUUCAAUUGCUUGACGGACUCACCAAAUCCCCAAUCGCCACAAAUGAACAUGACUGACUGCGACAAUGGUCUCCGUGCUCAAAUACAGUUCCAGUCUUGCUGGGACGGCGUCAAUAAGUACUUGCCAGACAGCAGCCACGUAGCCUACAUGUCUACCAUCGACAAUGGCGCCUGCCCUCCAGGGUAUCCAGUUCAGCUUAUGCAUCUGUUCUAUGAGGUCCUGUACAGCGUUAGCGAGAUCGCACUUGAUGGUGGGAAGUUCGUCUUUGCACAGGGUGACCCUACUGGCUACGGAUUUCACGGCGACUUCCUGAAUGGCUGGGAUGUUGAUACUCUUCAAGCCGGUAUCGAGCAGUGCGCAGUCGCCAACGAGGACGGUGUCGUCCAUGAAUGCCCAGUCUUCGCUGCCAUUGAUGACCAAAACUUCUCCACCGACUGCCCCGCCCGUCUACCUGAAAUUGACGAGCCCGUUCACGGCGUGAUCGACAAGCUACCCGGCUGCAUCACCAUAACGCCUGGCCCAGAGGAGGCUACGUUGGCUGACUUUGUCUGCCCAGCUAACGUUCCGGAACCACCACUCUUGAACGUAAGUUCUGGAUCUGGCCCAGCUGUUGGAUCGACUGUCGACGGGUGGACAUAUAUGGGCUGCGCAAAUGAGCCUACUGGGGUGCGCGCUCUAGGUGACGCGACGUACACGAGCAACACCAUGACCAACGAAGCCUGCCAGAGCUUCUGCGUCGGCAAGGGAUCUCCGAUGGCUGGGACAGAGUAUGGAACGCAGUGUUACUGCGGUUCUGCUCUCGCUCCGGGGUCCAGUCUCAAUCAGACUUGCAGCAACAUGCCCUGCGGCGGUAGCGAUAUGGAGUACUGCGGAGGACCUGACCGUCUCUCUGUAUACCAGAAGGCUUAG
Molecule: messenger RNA, 2952 nt
Organism: Letharia columbiana
Lineage: Eukaryota; Fungi; Ascomycota; Lecanoromycetes; Lecanorales; Parmeliaceae
Exons: 11
Coding region: 1-2952 (983 amino acids)
Biological process (GO): protein phosphorylation
Molecular function (GO): protein binding; protein kinase activity; ATP binding
Source: RefSeq, a predicted model, not a curated record